AUGGCCUCCUACGGCUACCAACCCAAUCCGCCUCAACAAUCAACCUAUGCCGCACAGAAUAAUCUCAACUUCUACCAAUCAUCAUACGCACAACCGCCCGUCAGCGGCCACACCACACCAUUCCAAGCAGCAUAUGGCGGCGGCGCACAAAGCAGCGCUUAUCCACAGCAAGGCGGUUAUGGAGCCCCAAGCUCAGCCAACUAUGGCUUUGGAGCAUUCCCUGGUCAGCCAGGUGCAAGUGGACAGAUGGGAACCGGGCAGGGUGGGCUGAGGACGGGCUUGCUGGCAGCGUUUGGUACGGAAGGCUACGAAGGCGAGCCGCCGUUACUGGAGGAGCUCGGGGUGAACUUCGGGCAUAUCCAAAUGAAGACUCUAACAGUUCUCAACCCGUUGGCACGAAUAGAUCAGCACAUCAUGGACGAUUCCGAUUUGGCAGGCCCCUUCCUCUUUUGCGCCCUUUUCGGUACUUUCCUUCUACUUUCCGGCAAGCUGUGGUUUGGAUACGUCUGUGGUCUCGCGGCCUUAGGAGCCUUCAGCCUUAACUUCGUCUUCAGCAUGAUGUCUCCGCCACUGACGCAGGACGAGAUGGCGGCAGCGCAGAACCACCAAGGCGGUCAUUACGGGUCAAGCCAACUUAGCUCAACACUAACGCUGGGACGGUCAAGCUCUGUACUGGGAUACUGUCUCCUGCCGCUGGUGUUCGCGAGCUUGCUGGGCGUGGUGCUACCGCUGGACAGUAUAUUGGGUUACUGCUUGGUCAGCCUGGCGAUUGCGUGGUGCACUUACUCGAGCUCAGCGAUGUUCUGUGUCGUCGGGAGAAUGACGAACAUGCGAGGCCUAGUGGCGUAUCCACUCGCACUGUUUUACGUGGGCUUUGGCAUUAUGGCGAUCUUUAGCAGUAGAGGGACUGGGAGGAUGGACGCAAUGAAAGCAGGCGCAUGA
Molecule: messenger RNA, 942 nt
Organism: Baudoinia panamericana UAMH 10762
Lineage: Eukaryota; Fungi; Ascomycota; Dothideomycetes; Mycosphaerellales; Teratosphaeriaceae
Exons: 2
Coding region: 1-942 (313 amino acids)
Biological process (GO): endoplasmic reticulum to Golgi vesicle-mediated transport; vesicle fusion with Golgi apparatus
Cellular component (GO): trans-Golgi network; membrane
Source: RefSeq, a predicted model, not a curated record